AACGUCGUCUCAUUCAUACUUCUUUUUCAAUGUAAUUUUUGCUCUUUCGUGUAUUUUCUAACGAAUAAGAAUAAUGUGUUAAAUGUUAAAUGUGAAUCGUAUCGUCGUGUGUUCGUGCAGACGUGCAAUUGUUAACCUACAACAAUAAACUGUUUUUGGUGUGUCUUCACAAGCAACGCGAAACGAAAUUGCUAAAAAUCUAAACCGAGACGAAACAAAAUAAAGAAACCAACAACAACAUCAGCAACCAUAACAACGAACGACCGAAAAGAAAACAAGAUCAAACAGCAAAAUAAAAAAUUAAAUAAAUUAAAAUAAAAACUUAAACAAAAGUCAACGUUAACGUUGACGCAGACAACAGUAUUCGCAUUCUCUCCCGAUUUUUUUUACUAACACUCAUCAAACAACAAAAAAAAGUGCGUGUGCUAUCUCUCUCGAAAGAAAAUAAAAUAAGAACAACUAUUAAACGAGACCCAAAGAACAGCAUACAACAACAACAAGUCGUAACUCCCAACCAGAGAGCCAAAAUAACAGGCCGUCAAGAUGACGCAACCGUUACCCAUACGCUUUCAAGAGCAUUUACAGCUCACAAAUGUCGGCAUCAAUCCGAACUCCUUCUCAUUCAGCACGCUCACAAUGGAGUCGGAUAAGUUCAUCUGUGUGCGGGAGAAGACGAACGAUACCGCCCAGGUGGUCAUCAUUGAUAUGAACGACUCAUCGAAUCCGACGCGCCGUCCCAUAUCCGCGGACUCGGCCAUUAUGAAUCCGGCUAGCAAGGUGAUUGCGCUCAAAGCGCAAAAGACACUGCAGAUCUUCAACAUUGAGAUGAAGUCGAAAAUGAAGGCGCACACGAUGAACGAGGAUGUGGUAUUCUGGAAAUGGAUAUCGCUGAAUACGCUCGCCCUGGUCACCGAGACGAGCGUCUAUCACUGGUCGAUGGAGGGCGAUUCGAUGCCACAGAAAAUGUUCGAUAGGCAUUCCUCGCUCAAUGGCUGUCAGAUCAUCAAUUAUCGUUGCAAUGCCUCCCAGCAGUGGCUGCUGCUCGUUGGCAUCUCGGCGCUGCCCAGCCGUGUCGCUGGCGCCAUGCAACUGUAUUCGGUGGAGCGCAAGGUGUCGCAAGCGAUUGAGGGACAUGCCGCCAGUUUUGCCACCUUCAAGAUCGAGGGCAACAAGGAGCCGACCACGCUGUUCUGUUUCGCCGUGCGCACCGCAACCGGUGGCAAGCUGCACAUCAUUGAGGUGGGAACGCCACCGAAUGGCAAUCAGCCAUUCCCGAAGAAGGCGGUCGAUGUCUUCUUUCCGCCGGAGGCACAAAAUGAUUUUCCGGUUGCGAUGCAAGUAUCCGCCAAAUACGAUACCAUCUAUUUGAUAACCAAAUAUGGAUAUAUCCAUUUGUACGAUAUGGAAACGGCCACGUGCAUCUACAUGAAUCGCAUAUCGGCCGAUACGAUUUUUGUGACCGCACCGCACGAGGCCAGCGGCGGCAUCAUUGGCGUCAAUCGCAAGGGCCAGGUGCUGUCCGUGACCGUCGACGAGGAACAGAUCAUACCCUACAUCAAUACGGUGCUCCAGAAUCCCGAUCUCGCCCUGCGCAUGGCCGUGCGCAACAAUUUGGCUGGCGCUGAGGAUCUGUUUGUGCGCAAAUUCAAUAAGCUCUUUGGCGCUGGCCAAUACGCCGAGGCGGCCAAGGUGGCUGCAUUGGCCCCAAAAGGUAUUCUACGCACACCGCAGACCAUUCAACGUUUCCAGCAGGUGCAAACGCCAGCCGGUUCGACAACACCGCCGCUCUUGCAGUACUUUGGCAUCCUGCUCGAUCAGGGUAAACUGAAUAAGUUCGAGUCGUUGGAGCUCUGUCGUCCCGUGCUCCUGCAGGGCAAGAAGCAGCUCUGCGAGAAGUGGCUGAAGGAGGAGAAGCUCGAGUGCAGCGAGGAGCUGGGUGACUUGGUGAAGACAUCGGAUCUAACGCUCGCUCUCUCCAUCUAUCUGCGCGCCAAUGUGCCCAACAAGGUGAUCCAAUGCUUUGCCGAAACGGGCCAAUUCCAGAAGAUCGUGCUCUAUGCCAAGAAGGUCAACUACACGCCCGACUAUAUAUUCCUAUUGCGUUCGGUGAUGCGCAGCAAUCCGGAGCAGGGCGCCGGCUUUGCCUCCAUGCUGGUGGCCGAAGAGGAGCCGCUGGCCGACAUCAAUCAGAUCGUGGACAUCUUUAUGGAGCAUUCGAUGGUGCAGCAAUGCACCGCCUUUCUGCUGGAUGCCCUCAAGCAUAAUCGUCCCGCCGAGGGAGCACUGCAGACGCGUCUGCUCGAAAUGAAUCUGUUGUCGGCACCGCAGGUGGCUGAUGCCAUUCUGGGCAACGCCAUGUUCACCCACUACGAUCGCGCCCAUAUCGCCCAGCUGUGCGAGAAGGCCGGCCUGCUGCAGCGCGCCCUGGAACACUAUACGGAUCUGUACGACAUCAAGCGCGCCGUUGUCCAUACGCAUAUGCUGAAUGCCGAGUGGCUGGUCAGUUUCUUUGGCACACUCUCGGUGGAGGAUUCACUGGAGUGCCUGAAGGCCAUGCUCACCGCUAAUCUGCGCCAGAAUUUGCAGAUUUGUGUGCAGAUCGCCACCAAGUAUCACGAGCAAUUGACCACCAAGGCGCUGAUUGAUCUAUUUGAGAGCUUCAAGAGCUACGAUGGCCUGUUCUAUUUCCUGAGCAGCAUUGUGAACUUCUCGCAGGAUCCGGAGGUGCACUUCAAGUACAUACAGGCGGCCUGUAAAACCAAUCAGAUCAAGGAGGUGGAGCGCAUCUGUCGCGAAUCGAAUUGCUAUAAUCCCGAGCGUGUCAAGAAUUUCCUGAAGGAGGCCAAGCUGACUGAUCAAUUGCCCCUGAUUAUUGUCUGCGAUCGUUUCGAUUUCGUGCACGAUCUGGUGCUCUAUCUGUACCGCAACAAUCUCCAGAAAUAUAUUGAGAUCUAUGUGCAGAAGGUGAAUCCAUCACGUUUGCCGGUUGUGGUGGGCGGUCUGCUCGAUGUCGAUUGCAGUGAGGAUAUCAUCAAGAACCUAAUUCUCGUCGUUAAGGGUCAGUUCUCCACGGAUGAGCUGGUGGAGGAGGUGGAGAAGCGUAAUCGCUUGAAACUGCUGUUGCCCUGGCUGGAGUCGCGCGUCCAUGAGGGCUGCGUUGAGCCGGCCACCCACAAUGCCCUGGCCAAGAUCUACAUUGACUCGAACAACAAUCCGGAGCGAUUCCUCAAGGAGAAUCAAUACUACGACAGCCGCGUCGUCGGACGUUACUGUGAGAAGCGUGAUCCGCACUUGGCCUGCGUCGCCUAUGAACGGGGUCAAUGCGAUCGUGAACUGAUCGCCGUUUGCAAUGAGAAUUCGCUGUUCAAGAGCGAGGCACGCUAUCUGGUUGGCCGUCGCGAUGCUGAGCUGUGGGCCGAGGUGCUGUCGGAGGCAAAUCCCUACAAGCGUCAACUGAUCGAUCAGGUGGUGCAGACAGCGCUGUCGGAGACACAGGAUCCCGAUGAUAUCUCUGUUACGGUCAAGGCAUUCAUGACCGCCGAUUUGCCCAACGAGCUGAUCGAACUGCUCGAGAAGAUCAUCUUGGACUCGUCCGUCUUCAGCGAUCAUCGCAAUCUUCAGAAUCUGUUGAUCCUGACCGCCAUCAAGGCGGAUCGCACUCGUGUCAUGGACUACAUCAAUCGCUUGGACAACUACGAUGCACCAGACAUUGCCAACAUUGCGAUCAGCAAUCAGCUGUACGAGGAGGCUUUCGCCAUCUUCAAGAAGUUCGAUGUGAACACCUCGGCCAUUCAGGUGCUGAUCGAUCAGGUGAACAACUUGGAGCGCGCGAAUGAGUUUGCCGAGCGCUGCAACGAGCCGGCCGUCUGGUCACAGCUGGCCAAGGCACAGCUGCAACAGGGCCUGGUCAAGGAGGCCAUCGAUUCGUACAUCAAGGCCGAUGAUCCCAGCGCCUAUAUGGACGUUGUCGAUGUUGCCAGCAAGGUGGAGUCCUGGGAUGAUCUGGUGCGCUAUCUGCAAAUGGCACGCAAGAAGGCACGCGAAUCGUACAUUGAGAGCGAAUUGAUCUAUGCCUAUGCGCGUACUGGACGCCUCGCCGAUCUCGAGGAGUUCAUCUCGGGCCCCAAUCAUGCGGACAUCCAGAAGAUCGGCGAUCGCUGCUUCAGCGAUGGCAUGUACGAUGCGGCCAAGCUGCUGUACAACAAUGUCAGCAACUUUGCCCGUCUGGCCAUUACGCUGGUCUAUCUGAAGGAGUUCCAGGGCGCCGUCGACUCGGCACGCAAGGCCAAUUCGACGCGCACCUGGAAGGAGGUCUGCUUCGCCUGUGUGGACGCUGAGGAGUUCCGUUUGGCGCAAAUGUGCGGCCUUCAUAUUGUGGUGCAUGCCGAUGAGCUGGAGGAUUUGAUUAACUACUAUCAGAAUCGUGGCUAUUUCGAGGAGUUGAUUGCGCUGCUGGAAUCGGCGCUGGGUCUCGAGCGCGCCCACAUGGGCAUGUUCAGCGAAUUGGCAAUACUCUACUCCAAGUUCAAGCCAUCGAAGAUGCGCGAGCAUCUGGAGCUGUUCUGGUCGCGCGUCAAUAUACCCAAGGUGUUGCGUGCCGCCGAAUCGGCGCAUCUGUGGUCCGAGCUGGUCUUUCUCUACGACAAAUAUGAGGAAUAUGAUAAUGCUGUGCUCGCCAUGAUGGCCCAUCCGACGGAGGCGUGGCGCGAGGGCCACUUCAAGGACAUCAUCACCAAGGUGGCCAACAUUGAGCUCUACUACAAGGCAACGGAAUUCUAUUUGGAGUACAAGCCGCUGCUCUUGAACGACAUGCUCUUGGUGCUGGCUCCACGCAUGGAUCACACCCGUGCCGUCAACUACUUCUCGAAGACAGGAUAUCUGCCGCUGGUGAAACCCUAUUUGCGUUCCGUACAAUCGCUGAAUAACAAGGCCAUCAAUGAGGCUCUGAAUGGUCUGCUCAUCGAUGAGGAGGACUACCAGGGCUUGCGCAAUUCCAUCGAUGGAUUUGACAACUUCGAUACCAUUGCGCUGGCGCAGAAGCUGGAGAAGCACGAGCUCACCGAAUUCCGUCGCAUUGCGGCCUAUCUCUACAAAGGCAACAAUCGCUGGAAGCAGAGCGUUGAGCUAUGCAAAAAGGACAAACUGUACAAGGAUGCUAUGGAGUAUGCUGCCGAAUCUGGUAAACAGGAAAUUGCCGAGGAGCUGUUGGGCUGGUUCCUGGAGCGCAAUGCACACGAUUGCUUUGCGGCAUGUCUAUAUCAGUGCUACGAUUUGCUGCGUCCCGAUGUUAUCCUGGAACUGGCAUGGAAACACAAAAUCAUGGACUUUGCCAUGCCCUACUUGAUACAGGUGCUGCGCGAGUACACCACCAAGGUGGAUAAACUGGAGCUGAAUGAGGCGCAGCGCGAGAAGGAGGAUGAUACAACGGAGCAUAAAAACAUAAUACAAAUGGAGCCGCAGCUGAUGAUAACAGCUGGCCCAGCCAUGGGCAUACCCCAGCAAUAUGCACCAAAUUAUCCACCUGUUGCCGCGGCAGCAGCAGCAGCGGCAGCGGCAGGACGCAACAUGGGCUAUCAGUAUAUGUAGGCAUUUAACAACAUCAACAACCACAACAACCACA
This is a messenger RNA of Drosophila arizonae, 5620 nucleotides long. It is a transcript of the gene Chc, whose product is annotated as clathrin heavy chain. Gene Ontology annotation, cellular component: clathrin-coated endocytic vesicle; clathrin coat of coated pit; clathrin complex. Gene Ontology annotation, molecular function: clathrin light chain binding; structural molecule activity. Lineage: Eukaryota; Metazoa; Arthropoda; Insecta; Diptera; Drosophilidae. Gene Ontology annotation, biological process: receptor-mediated endocytosis; intracellular protein transport. The record is from RefSeq and is a predicted model, not a curated record.